This is a messenger RNA of Salpingoeca rosetta, 2093 nucleotides long. RefSeq lists its product as uncharacterized. Gene Ontology annotation, molecular function: phosphatidylinositol-4,5-bisphosphate 5-phosphatase activity. Gene Ontology annotation, biological process: phosphatidylinositol dephosphorylation. Lineage: Eukaryota; Choanoflagellata; Craspedida; Salpingoecidae. The transcript is spliced from 19 exons. The coding region runs from base 66 to 2093 and encodes 675 amino acids. The record is from RefSeq and is a predicted model, not a curated record.
CCUCAUUGUUGCCGUUUCGCCGACGAUUGGUGAAUAUCUUCCAACAAUCGCCAAGAACCAAGACGAUGAUGAUGGGGAGUGGCGACGAAGAGGAAGAGGUGGGUGCAGAGCUGCGGGCUGUGCUCAAUGAUGGGGAGGAAGUGGUGUGCUUCCUGCUGGCGGCAGGUGCACAAGACAGCGAAGGUAGUGACGCGAGCGAGCAACAAGCGUUCCCUACCCAGGGUGCCGCGAGGCGCGAGUUUAUGGCUCUCAUCAAACACAGGCGGCGCCAUCAUGAAUAUCCCGUGCUUGUCGGGACCCUCGGGAACGAGCAAGACCCCAUGGCGAAGGUGACGCUGGCAUUCCCUGUGCUCGAGUCCACCGCCGUCAAAGUGUGCCUCGACGAGCACCGCACAGACGCCAACAAUAUGGCGCUCGCCACAGGCAUCAGCAUUGAUGGCGACGUCGUCGAUAAGGGGCGGGUCACGUCAAUGCGGUACGAGUUCAGCUGCGACCCCAGCGGGGCAUCGACGGACGCCAUUCACAGCUUCAUCCUUGCCACGCACGAAGCCAUGGACAUUGCCUCACAACACCGGUUCCGCAGCAUAUCCGUGUCGCACACGUGGGUCGUCCAUCGCAAGUCGUGGGCGCCAUCAUCCAGAGACGAUCGUGGUCGUGCCGGCGAUGAUGACGACGAUCAUGAUGGUGAUCGUAUUGAUUUUGGAGAUGACGAUGAUGAUGAUGGAGAUGAUGAUGACACGGGCCGAAUGCGCUGGAAUUCGCGCACGGAGCAGCACAUGCUCUCAUUCGUCCAGCACAGAAACAUCACUGACAAGGCUCUACUCCAAAUGUGGAAGGAGGAGUGGAUUCGCUCGGAGCUUGCGCGGCGUCAAGACGAGUACACAGACUACGAGCCUCUCAACAUCUGCGUCGGCACGUUCAACGUCAACGGGCGGAAGCCAGACACGUCGCUGGCGCCCUGGCUCCUCAGCGGUGACCACGACAGCGUCGACCUCUUCAUAUUGGGGUUUCAAGAGGUGGACUUGAGCAAGGAAGCGUAUGUGUUUGAGUCAAAACGCGAGGAGGAAUGGGUCACGGUCAUCAACUCCAUCUUGUCACCUCUCGGCUACGUCAAGCUGCGCAGCAAGCAGCUUGUUGGAAUGCUGCUGCUGGCGUUUACGCGGCGGGAGCUGCUGCCGCACGUGGGGCAGGUCAGCACGUGCGCAAUGGGCACCGGCGUCAUGAACAUGCUGGGCAACAAAGGCGGUGUUGGCUUCAGUAUUCCAUUCAGAGACAGUCACCUGUGCUUCCUCAACACGCAUCUCGCUGCCCACGACGACAACGUCGCAAGACGCAACCAGAACCACCACGAUUUGUGCAAGGGCAUCUCGUUCCGGACGGGCGCCCGCACGCGCACCAUCUUCGACCACGACUAUCUCUUCUGGCUCGGCGACCUCAACUACAGAAUAGACCUCUUUGAUGCGACGAUCAAAGCGGCUGUGCAGAAGAUGAAUCUGGAAGAGCUGCUGGAACACGACCAGCUUCGCACGCAGCAGCGAAUCGGCGCGGCGUUUACGCAUUUUGUGGAGCCGGCGAUCGCGUUUGCGCCGACGUACAAAUACGACAUUGGCACGAGCACCUUUGAUACGAGCGAGAAACAGCGGAGUCCCGCGUACUGCGACCGAAUUCUGUUCUAUCAACCGCCCGACGGCACGCCGCUGUCAAGCCAGGUGUCGGUCCUUGAGUACACGUCUGCGCACGCCAUCACCAUCUCCGAUCACAAGCCCGUCCGCGGCCGCUUUCGUCUCAACCUGCGGGUGAUCAACGAGGAGCGACGGCGGGCGACGCGCGCUCUCGUCGUGCGCGAACUGGACGUCAUCGAGAACAGCGCCCUGCCGGAUGUCACCCUCGACUCCCAGGAGCUACACUUCCCCCACGUACACGUUGGAGAGAAAUACACGCAGCAGCUCACCAUCGCAAACGUCGGCAAGGUGGUUGCGCACUUCCAGUUUGCGGCGAAGGACGGCGAGACGGAGCCCCAUCCGCGCUGGAUGCACGUCGACUGCGGAGCCGGCUUUGUCAUGCCAGGACACAAGGUACCGCUGUGUCAUUGA